This is a messenger RNA of Melopsittacus undulatus (budgerigar), 2131 nucleotides long. RefSeq names its product G protein-coupled receptor class C group 5 member C (gene GPRC5C). Gene Ontology annotation, molecular function: G protein-coupled receptor activity; protein kinase activator activity. The transcript has 5 exons. The record is from RefSeq and is a predicted model, not a curated record. The coding region runs from base 38 to 1528 and encodes 496 amino acids. Gene Ontology annotation, cellular component: plasma membrane; signaling receptor complex; extracellular exosome. Gene Ontology annotation, biological process: G protein-coupled receptor signaling pathway. NCBI's taxonomy places the organism in Eukaryota, Metazoa, Chordata, Aves, Psittaciformes, Psittaculidae.
CCGGCGCGGGAUCCCCGGUCCCUCCGCGCGGUGCGGGAUGGGGCAGGUCCUUACCGGCCCCGCUGAGCCGCACCUCGGGGAGGGGAGGGGCCGGGCCGGGCAGGCGCGGACGGGGCGGCGGGACCGGGGCUCUCCCGGCGCUGCACGGCGCGGAGGAGCGAGGGGAGCGGCCGCGCACCGGGCGCUGGGGUCGGGUCCCUGGCCGCCGCGCUCAGCACCUGCAGCGCGGUGCAGGAUGGGUGCUGCUGCGGUGUCACCGGUGGCCGCCUGCGUGCUGCUGGUCCUGGUCCCCACGGCCACCGGCCAGACCAGCGCUCCCUCCGGCUGCGGCAAGGACCUCUCCUCCCUCUACUACAACCUCUGUGACCUGUCGGCAGCCUGGGGCAUCGUGCUGGAGGCCGUGGCCAGCCUCGGCGUGGUGACCAGCUUCGUGCUCACCAUCGUCCUGGUGGCCAGCCUGCCCUUCGUGCAGGACCACCAGAAGAAGAGCCUGGUGGCCACGCAGGUCUUCUUCCUCCUGGGCACCUUUGGGCUGUUCUGCCUGACCUUUGACUUCAUCGUGGGGCCGGAUUUCUCCACCUGCACCUCCCGACGCUUCCUCUUCGGUGUCCUCUUCGCCAUCUGCUUUGGCUCCCUGCUGGCUCACGCCGUGGCCCUCAACUUCUUGGUGCGGAGGAACCGCGGCCCACGGGGCUGGGUGACGCUGGCGGUGGCCAUGCUCCUCGCCUUGGUGGAGGUCAUCAUCAACGCCGAGUGGCUCAUCAUCACGGUGGCGCGGCAGGAGGGCAGCGCCGCGGACCCUUGCCAGCUGGCGGACGCCGACUUCGUCAUGGCUCUCAUCUAUGUCAUGUUCCUGCUGGUGGCCGCAUUCGGCACCGCCUGGCCGGCCCUGUGCGGCCGCUACGGCCGCUGGCGCAAGCACAGCGCCUUCAUCCUGGCCACCACCGGGCUCUCCGUGGCCAUCUGGGUGGCGUGGACCGCCAUGUACCUGUAUGGGAACCGGCGCGCGGGCGAGAAGCCCAGCUGGGAUGAGCCCACGCUGGGCAUCGCGCUGGUGGCCAACGCCUGCACCUUCCUCCUGCUCUACGUCAUCCCCGAGGUGACGCACGUGACGCGGCGCGGCCCCGAGCAGCCCUUCGAGGACGAGGGGUACCCCACACGUGGGGUGGGCUACGAGACCAUCCUCAAGGAGCAGAAGUCACAGAGCAUGUUUGUGGAGAACAAAGCCUUCUCCAUGGACGAGCCCUCCUUCGGCAAGAAGCCGGUGUCACCAUACAGCGGCUACAACGGGCAGCUCCUCACCAGUGUGUACCAGCCCACCGAGAUGGCUCUGAUGCACAAGGGACCGACUGAAGGUCCCUAUGACGUGAUCCUGCCUCGCGCCUCCACCGCCAGCCCUGCCGCCGGCAGCACCAGCUCCACGCUGCGAGCCGAGGACGCGUUCGCGGUGCAGGCCCGGGCCGGCGGUGCCCCACGGGACACCCGGAGCUGCCAGGUGCAGUCCCCGUACAGCAGGAACCGGUGGUGAAGCCCCCAUGGCACAGACCCCACAGCGCCGGCACAGCCGCGGCACCACCGUCCCGCUCCCGAGGUCUCACCGAGCCUCCUCCUGCCCCACCACGUCCAUCCCAUCCCAUCAUCAUCCGGAGCUGGGUCCUGUGCAGGGGAAGCCUGGAUGCACCCUGAGCCAUGGCUCCUGCCUGUGGCACCCACAAGCUCUGCCGGACCCACAUCCCUGCCUCCAGGACUGGCUCCCAUGGGGCCACCCCGACUUGUCCCCUCGCUGCCUUCAUGAUGCACGGACACCCCACGGCCCCAUGCCAGGGACCACGCACUGCCAGGGAGCCAGGGGAUGCUCUCGCCACCCCAUGGGCCCUGACCUGAGCCAGCAGCGCCCGCUGCAGGGCACCGGCUCUGGCUCCUGCUGUGCCUCAGUUUCCCCAUCGUUGGGGCUGGGACUUGACCCCCUUGCGGCUCCAGCCGCCUUCUCGGUGCCUUCCCCACCUCAGGGCUCAGGAUCCCUCCUGGGGAGCAAGGAGGGAGCUGGGCCCUCGUUUUCCUCUUGGCUUGCUCUGGUUUUCCUCUUUCCUCCUGUUUUUCAGGUCAGCCCCAAUAAAGGUGGUUUUUCCUA